AUGAGAUUUGCGAACGCCAUUCUGGCCGCUGUGGCCAUCAACGGUGUCGCUGCCAGCACGUGGUUCCCUGGAUCGAAGCCAGUAUACAACAAGUGGCACGAAACGGAGCUGGAACGUUGGCUUUCUGAUCACGAUGUUCCUUACCCAACCCCGGCCGAUCGCAAGGAUCUCGAGUCCUUGAUUGAGAAGAACUGGGAUGCUUACGUCGUGUCACCCUACAAUAGCUGGGACACCAACCAGCUGAGUGCUUACUUGCAGUCCAAGGGCAAAGAGACGAAGAACGAAGCUUCUGCUUCCAAAGACAGUUUACUGUCACAGGUGAAGGCCAACUGGUACGAGACUGAAAACAAUGCCCACUCCGCCUGGCUCAGCGUCAAAGACUGGAUUCUUGACACUUGGACCGAAAGUCAGCUCAAGGCGUUUGCCGACAAGCAUGGAAUUCCUGCUCCCCAGCCUCGCCAGCGUGACACUCUUCUCCAGAAGGCUCGCUCCAACUAUGAGGCUAUUGCCAAGAAGGCUAACCAGGCUUCAUCUUACCCUGGCAACUGGCUCUACGAGACAUGGUCUGAAUCUGACCUCAAAGAGUGGCUUGACACCCACGGCUUCCCUGCUCCCCAGCCCAUGACCCGAGACAAGCUCAUCGCCUCCGUUCGACGCAACUCUCGUCUUGCGUACCUCAAGGCUCAGGACCAGGCCGCCAGCGCGACUGCCAGUGCUCAAGGCGCCUAUGCUACCCUCACCGACAUGAUUAUUGAUGCCUGGAGUGAAUCGCAGCUCAAGGAGUUUUGUGACAAGAAUGGCAUUGCUGUUCCCCAGGGAACCAAGGCCAACGAACUCCGUGCCCUCGUCCGCAAGAACAGAGCUGAUAUCCUUGGCGACAACCUUUCUGCGAGUGCUGCCUCUGCCUACGGUGCUGCCACCUCCAACGCUCAGAACCAGUACGCAAAGGCUACCGACAGUGCAUCACUCGCUGCUCGGGAUGCCUUUAACCAGGCUUUGAGCACUUGGUCUGACACCCGCCUCAAGUCAUACCUGGACGCUCGAGGUGUUCCAGUUCCCCAGGGCUCAAAGAAGAACGAGCUCGAAGCCCUUGUCCGCAAGAACGCACAUAUCGCUGCCCAUGGUGGAAAUGCUUGGACAUUUGAUGACUUUAGCUACGAUAACUUGAAGAAGUACCUUGAGCGCAAUGGAGAUGCCGCUGCUAAGCAGGUUGCCGAGAAGAAGGAUGCCACUCGUGAUGAACUUUACGACGCUGCUCAGUCCGCCUACUCUUCCGCCUCAUCGGCAGGCGGAUCAAACUGGGCUUCUGCCACCAGUUAUCUUACUUCCGCUACCAACUCUGCUAAGCAGUCUGCCUUCGAUGAGUGGACUGAGACCGACCUCAAGGCUUACCUCGACAGUUAUGGCGUCCCAGUCCCACAGGGAUCUAAGCUAGAAGAUUUGAAAGCCGAGGCUCGAAAGCAAGCCACCUACUUCAAGUAUGGUACCAGCUCACCAUCCGGAACACUCUUCGCUAAGCUCGGAGACACUGCUCGUGACACCUACAACUGGGUUGCAAGCCAGCUCCAACUCGGCGGGCAAGUCGCGAAACAGAAGGCUGCCGAGGCGGAGGCAGAGGCCAAGGCCAAAAUUCGAGAGGAACUGUAA
Fusarium venenatum is the source of this 1647-nucleotide messenger RNA. The record is from RefSeq and is a predicted model, not a curated record. NCBI's taxonomy places the organism in Eukaryota, Fungi, Ascomycota, Sordariomycetes, Hypocreales, Nectriaceae.